This is a messenger RNA of Oryza brachyantha (malo sina), 959 nucleotides long. RefSeq names its product putative RING-H2 finger protein ATL69. The record is from RefSeq and is a predicted model, not a curated record. Gene Ontology annotation, molecular function: zinc ion binding; transferase activity. The transcript has 3 exons. The coding region runs from base 1 to 798 and encodes 265 amino acids. Gene Ontology annotation, biological process: protein ubiquitination. Lineage: Eukaryota; Viridiplantae; Streptophyta; Magnoliopsida; Poales; Poaceae.
AUGCAGGUGGACGUGGCCCCACAGUUCAGCGAGAUUCCUGCCAUUAGGUAUUUUGGUGGGUGUAGAUUGAUGCUAUGUCAAUUCACCUUCAGUAGUUUACUCACACGGACACGGCCACUGCACGUACGCACUCUCGCCAUCCAAAUUCAGAAAAUUUACUCAGAUCAGCUUCCCUCCCUCGUUGGUGCCACCGACCAGCUGCUGCAAGCUGCAAUGCAAGCCCCACAUUCCGGCGGUCUCCCGUUUGCUGCUCGCGCUGAAAUGCGCGCGUCCGUCUCGUUCGCGCCCGCGUCUUCUCCAGGCGCCUCGUUGCCGCCGCCCGGUGCAGCGGACGUCGGCGGCGCGGUGUGCCUCGGCUACGGCAUCGGCAUCUCCGUCGGCGUCCUCGUCUUCGUCUCCACCGUCAUGCUCGCCUCCUACAUCUGCGUCCGCGCCAAGGCCGGCGCAGCCGCCGUGCUGGUCCUCGUCAACGAAGACGGCGCCGCCCCGUCGGCGCCGCCCGCCGCAGUCGUGGUGCUGGGCCUCGACGGCCCCGCCAUCGACGCGCUCUACCCCAAGUUCCAGCACGUCGGCGACACGUGCGCGGGGGCGGCGUCGUGCACCAUCUGCCUCGGGGAGUUCGCGGCCGGCGACGCGCUCCGGCGAGGGCCGGGGUGCGGGCACCGGUUCCACGCGGAGUGCGCGGAGCGGUGGCUGCGCGUGAGCGCCACCUGCCCGGUGUGCCGCGACUCGCCGCUGCCGUCGCCGAUGGCCACGCCGCUCGCGGAGGCCAUGCCCCUCGCUGCGCACGCUCGGUGACACAUGCACGUACGCAGCCUCACAUGCCACUGUACUUUGUACACAAUUUUUUUGCUCUCUGUCUCCAAUUUUCUUUGCUUCAUUCGAAGCGUGAUUAAUGAAGUAAUCCUAGUGCAUCCGUAGUUUAUUCCAUUAGCACUCACACAGUAUGGGGGUUACUA